Molecule: messenger RNA, 7997 nt
Organism: Talpa occidentalis (Iberian mole)
Lineage: Eukaryota; Metazoa; Chordata; Mammalia; Eulipotyphla; Talpidae
Gene: SYTL2
Product: synaptotagmin like 2
Exons: 21
Coding region: 516-7043 (2175 amino acids)
Biological process (GO): exocytosis; intracellular protein transport
Cellular component (GO): exocytic vesicle; plasma membrane
Molecular function (GO): neurexin family protein binding; small GTPase binding
Source: RefSeq, a predicted model, not a curated record
AGGAGCCUGCGGGGCCCGAGAGACGCGCGCGGGAGCAGGGGUGCCGGCGCCCGCGGAGGAAGAAACAAGAUUCUACUCCGUUCGUCUGUACAUUCGGCUUUUUCAGAUUCCUCAUAUAGGUAGGUGGUCGUUUGAUGCUGCUAUCUGUCAUGGACUUGAUGAUGAAGACGGAAGGAGAAGAAACUGUCUAGACUGGUCCAGAGAGAAACCUGGGCAGGAAUGGUGCUGUAGGGACAAGCGACCUGCUUGGAAAGGGCUGCAGCAUCCUUCUGAGAGCCUCUACUCCACACCGCCCCAUAAAACUCUACUUCCUCACUGGAAAGGGCACCUAGGAUUUUGCACUUGGCCACCUAACACCUCUGCUGUGCCAAAAUAAGACGUUUGCUGCUGAGCUGAAUGAGAUAUCACUCCAUUUUGGUUUUGCAACUUUCAAUCAUCUGAACUUCACUUACAGUUGUUUUGCUUUAAGAACUUUAAGCCAGAUUUGUACUGUUAUUUUGUGUACACUUUUCAAAAUGAUCGACUUAAGCUUCCUGACAGAGGAGGAGCAAGAGGCCAUCAUGAAGGUUCUGCAGCGAGAUGCGGUCCUGAAGAGGACAGAAGAAGAGAGAGUCAGACAUUUGCCUGAAAAAAUUAAGGAUGACCAGCAGUUGAAGAAUAUGAGUGGCCAGUGGUUUUAUGAAGCCAAGGCAAAAAGGCACAGAGACAAGAUCCACGGGGCAGAUAUCAUCAGGGCAUCCAUGAGAAAGAAGAGAUUACAGGCAGCAGCUGAGCAGAACAAGGACAGAGAUAAUGGGACAAAGGAAAGCUGGGUGAAUAAUAUCAACAAAGAUGGUUUCCUUCCCCCGGAGCUAGCUAGUACUGUGGAAGACCCAGAGGAGGAUGUGGCACUGGCAAGCCCAAGCUCCAAUGUAGUCCAUCCAGCUUCAACCAUGAUUGAUGAGUCCCAGGAAAGCACAGGGAAGUCAGCUGGGUCUCCAGCCAAGCAAAGGAAGAAUCCAUUUAAUAGCCCAGAGUUGCCAGAAGAUUACUUACCGCAACAAACCAAAAAUGAGCCUUCGAGAAAUGGAAAGACUGGUUUCUUUCAGACUUCAAAAGAAGGUGAAUUGUCAGAGUCAAAAGAAAAGUCAUCUACUCUGACUAUUUCAAGCCAAAAGAUAGAGAAACCAAAGCAGACUUUCUCAGGCUCUGAGGAUGGGUCCCAAAUCAAAACUCCAGUCCCCAAAGCCAGGAAGAUGAUGUACAAAUCAAGUGAUCUAAAGCGAGAUGAGAGCCAGUCUUUUCCUAGACCAAGAACAGACUCUCUGAAUGCAAGAGGAGCACCAAGGGGAAUCCUGAAGCGCAACUCCAGCUCCAGCAGCACAGACUCAGAAACAGUGCGUUUGCAGCAGACCUUUGAACCCAAAAGCAAAGCUGUGUCCCCUCGCCUGACCAUCCAUGAGAGGAUUUCUGAGAAGGAGCACUCUUCAGAAGAUAACUCCGCAAACUCUUUGGAGCCAUUAAAGCAUGUGAGAUUCUCUGCAGUGAAGGAAGACCUCCCUCAGAGUCCUGACCAAAUCCACAGCCGGGAAGUGGGAGAAUUUAAUGUGUUAGAAUCUGACAGGUUGAAGAAUGAAGCUGAAGAGGCAGGGAAUGUAGGUACAGUUUGGAAUGACCAUACGCCUCCCCUGGACAGAAAGCCUUUGCCUUUCCAUCAGUCACCCUCAAGCCCAAGUGCAUCAAAAAAUGAAACACAUCAGCCAAUGACUUUUCCAACUAGUGAGCACCAUUCUCCAUCAGAAGUGUUAACUACAAGACCACAGUCCAUUGAGAGUUCACCUGUCAUCAGUGAGCAUAAAGUUAAAUCACCAGAAUCAUUAAAGCUUGAGUCAGAAGUACCCAAAAGGCCUGCUGAUGAACUGUCUCGUGUUGGACCUGAGUCAUGUCAGGUGCCAGGUGGCAGUUCUAGAGACCAUCAGCAAGGUAAGCCCCCUCUUCUCACCACCCCAAAAGCUAAGACACCCUUACGCUUUGGUCCAUAUGCCACUGAGAUAAGGAAGACAACUGAUGAUUCCAUAUCUAAAGUCCUCGACUGGUUUAACCGAAGUUCUCAUUCAGAUGACAAUAAGUUAUCUCUCCAUCAACCUGAAGGAAUAGACUCCAAAGAAAAUGACUCAAAAUCACAACUUGCUAUUGCCAUGGUGACAGAUGACACCAGUCUGAAAGAAAAUGACUCAAAGGUGCUAUCACCCACCACAGUUGAAUUGGCACCUGUGGGAUCUGAUUCAACAUUUCAGGCAGAGGGAAAUAAGCCACCUUCUGGAUGCAUCCAAGAUAAUGUGAACAACAAAACCGAAUCUAUUCAUUUGUCUCAACAAGGCAAGGGAGGUCCAGGCAUAUUGCAGCCAUUUGAAAUCUACAGUCCAAAUGAAAGGAGUAAAAAUAUGGACUCGAGCCAAGCUUCCAAAUACAUAGUAAAAGGAAAUAGAGUAUUUCCCCCAACCAGUAACCACUCGUAUAGAGCUCUCAAAGAAAACCACGUUCCAAGUGAAACUAAUGAUGUUGGUAGCUUGGGUGAAGAGCCCCAGCUUCAUGUCUAUGAAAAACAUACAGGAAACUCAGAAGUGAAUUUUGAGUCUUCAGUUGUCAAAGAACCAAGUUUUAAAGACAAUUUAAAGACAAAGAGAACAUGCAAAGGAGAUACUUGCACCCUGAAUGCUUCCUUAGAGCAGGAGAAUAAUGAAUCACCAUCUGGGGCUACCAACAACAGCUCUCCUUGGAAGAAAUCUGAGGUUCCACUACAGCAAGAAGCUGGUGAGGCUCCCCAGAGCCAAGUGCAAAGAGAGAAAUACAAAAGAGUGAGUGACAGAAUAUCCUUUUGGGAAGGUGAGAAAGCUGCUGCCAAGUUAACUCAUAAAGACCUAAUAACUUCACAUGGCCAGGGACAACCUUCUAAAGGAGAUCAGCCUUUGAAGACACAGUGUGUGUCCAUGGAGCAUUUGUCUAUGGACCAGAGUGAAGAUGAUCAAGUCACUGCCAAACAAGUGGUCCUGGAUGAGGAUGGUCCAGCAGCCCAUCUCUCUGGUCAUUACUCCUCAAGUAAACUUAAAGACACCAGGCCUCCUAUAUUAGGUCCACACAAAAAUUAUCCUUCAUCUGAGCAGCCAGUUAAAGUGCCUCUGUUUCAGAAUAAGAUAAAUGAGCCUAUACAAAGAUUGCCAGUGGCAGAGAGUUUGCAUACUGAAGGGGAAGUUACUUUACCAGAACUCCAGCAUCCUUCAAAUAUUGGGAGUGAAAUAUAUGCUCCUUUGGAGAAAGACAGAUCUCUAAUUGGUGAAUCAAAACCCAGCUUUAAAGUUAUGUCCCUGAAGGAAAGAAUGGAUGAGCCCAAUACAGAACAGGUCUAUAAUCAUUCUCAGUUUGAGAAUUUGAGAAAGUUUUGGGACUUAGGAGCCAAUUUGAACAACAAGGAAAACGUUGAGAAGAAUACCACAAUAAGUCAAAAAAACUCCAGACCUUUUAAUAGCCAGAAGCACAAAGAACUCAGUGACAUUAAAUCCUCAGAAAGAGACACCCAUGAAAUAGAGACAUGUCUCAGCCAAAAAAAAGUUCUGGCAAAAGAGGAAAUGGAGAAAUUCAAUUCAAAGUGCAUACCCCAUGUGUUACCAGGUGAAACCACAUUUCCAUUAAGAACACCCAGAAAGUCUACUCAUCAGUUGCCAGGAAAUGAGUCAUCAAAGGAAAAUGUGGAAAAGAAUACCAAAUGGUUUGAGACUCCAGGGUUCAAGGAAGAAAAGGAUUACUCAGACCAAGAGAUUCAAGAAUCCAUAGUGAAAACAAGUGUUUUGUCUAAAGACUAUAAAGACACUUUUAAUGACAGCUUACAGAAGCUGCUUUUGGAAGUUUCAUCAUCAGCAAUCCAACUUUCCAGUGGAGAAGUUCAUGGACAAGUGCUUGCACCUGGUGUUUCUGAAUAUAGGACAAGGCUGCAAAAGACAGAUUUUGCUGAUUCUGAUGAAGUUGCUAGAGGACCUAAGGAGAUCAUUGAUGAGCAUGUAGACAAAACAGUAGCUCCUCCAAAGUUCAAGCCAAACACGUUGACUGCUAGUCUUGACAAACUUCUGAAGGAAGCAACUGGAACAUCACCCUCUCCCUUGCAAAUCAAGUUGGAACCCCUCACCUCUAGGGCCAAUUCUGAGCCUGAAGAGAAUAGUGUUUUUGAAAAAGAGGUAGAAGGAAGUCAUAGCACAUCAGCCUGUCAAAGAGAGAUAAGAGCUUCUUUUCCAGAGGGCGAAGAAACUUUGGGACAGACAGCUCUCUCCCAGAAAACUGAAGGUAGUGAGUGCCAGCCAAACAGGGAGAGCUUGUUGCAGAUGACUGCAGGAGAUGCUUGCCCACUGGAGCCACCUUCCCAUCUUCGCAGAAAGGGUUCUCUUGGGGAUGUGGCCAACUCUCCCCAAGACACAUCUUCCUUCCAGUAUACUCAUCUUGCUCCCCAGGAUAAGUCACUAUCUUCUCAAAGAGAAAUUUCAGAGACUGUAGAAAAAGUCAUUCUUCUACCCAAACCUCCGUUGAAGGAUGUAAAUGCUGCAUUACAAAAGCUGCAUAGAGAAGCUUGGUUGACUGGAAGGGAAGUCAUUCCUGGAGAAGUAAAAGAAGAAUUUCCUGAAAUAGUCCAGGCAACAGGUAGCCCCCAAAAUUAUUUGGGAGAUACUGCACCACAGACUACGCAAAUGUCUCCAUCAGUCCAAACCCUUAGCUCAUCUGUUUCCACUGUUGCUCAGUAUGGCAAAGCGUUGCCUCAGGAAGUAGCAGAAAUUGUGAGAGAAACAGUUAUUCAACCUAAAUCAGAUCUCCUUGAAUUCAGUACUGGCUUAGAAAGGCUAUUAAAGGAAACAAUUGAAACCCCCUCCUCAAAAUAUGAAAGUUAUAGAGAGACCCUUUCUCCAUCACAGUUAAAAGGUAGUAUUGAGGUGACCAGGCAAGCUGCUUCUGAAUUCCAUGCUAAGGAAAUAAAAGAAACUGUAGAAAAGUCUGAAGCUCCAUCAAUAACUGAAUGUGCUUUUGAAAUUGGUUUUGAGAAACUCCUCAAAGAGGUACCUCAAGUUGCUGCUUAUCAGCCCCAGGUGCCAGUGAAGGAAGAAACUCCUGAGAAGGAGCCCUCCCAGUCAGAGCAGGCCAGGUUCUUGGGCACAGUGACCCAUCCUUACCAGACAACCUUCAAGGCCUCUGACAUGAAAGUUGCCAGUAGUGUUUGCAAAUCUCAAGCCAACCAACAUGAUAAAGAGUUGGGAGGAGACAAAACUGUAACUAAUUUAUUAGUAGAUCCCUAUGGUUCUGAAAGUGGGAUUGAGAUCUCUGGAACCCCAGAGAUGGACUAUGAUAUAAGGACCACAGAAACCAUAAAGCCCCCAGAGAACAGAGAUAGUAAAAGUGAGAUUGCAGGCGUUCAAGAAAGGGAGCCUGGCUUUGAAGAGGCUCCUGAAGUAAUGAGUGUGUCCAGAAGUAAGCAACCCAUGCCUCUUCUGAUGAACAAAGAAAACCCUCCCAACCCUCUGACAUCACUGUAUAAGAGACGAGAGAAAGACGAAGAUAAAGGCUUCUCUGACUCUGAAUUUUCGGAUGGGAACACAAGUUCUAACGCAGAAAUUUGGAGAAAUACCUCCAGUUCAGAAGAAGAACCCAGUCCUGUUUUGAAAACAUUGGAAAGGAGAGCUGCUAGGAAAAUGCCUUCCAAAAGUUUAGAAGACAUAUCAUCAGAUUCCUCAAAUCAAGCAAAAGUAAAUAAUCUGCCAGAAGAAUUAGUACAUAGUGCUGAAGAUGUAGAUAAAAAAGCAGAUCAGGAAGCAGAUACAAAUGAAUGCAUUCCAGGAAUUUCCACAGUGCCUUCACAACCUGAUAAUCAGUUUUCCCACCCUGACAAACUCAAAAGGAUGAGCAAGUCUGUUCCAGCAUUUCUCCAAGAUGAGAGUGAUGACAGAGAAACAGACACAGCAUCAGAAAGCAGUUACCAGCUCAGCAGACACAAGAAGAGCCCCAGCUCUUUAACCAAUCUUAGCAGCUAUUCUGGCAUGACGUCAUUGUCUUCUGUGAGUGGCAGUGUGAUGAGCGUUUAUAGUGGAGACUUUGGCAAUCUGGAAGUGAAAGGAAGUAUUCAGUUUGCAAUUGACUAUAUGGACCCCCUGAAGGAAUUGCAUGUCCUUGUGGCCCAGUGUAAAGACUUAGCAGCAGCAGAUACUAAAAAACAGCGUUCAGACCCAUAUGUAAAGAGCUAUUUGUUACCAGACAAGGACAAAAUGGGCAAGAAGAAAACAGCUGUAGCGAAGAAAACUUUGAAUCCUGUGUAUAACGAGAUCCUACGGUAUAAAAUCGAAAAGCAAAUUUUAAAGACACAGAAGCUGAAUCUCUCCGUUUGGCAUCGGGAUACUUUUAAGCGCAAUACCUUUCUAGGGGAAGUGGAACUUGAUUUGGAAACUUGGGACUGGGAGAACAAACAGAACAAACAGUUGACGUGGUACCCCCUGAAGCAAAAGACAGCACCCGUUGUCCUUGAAGCAGAAAACAGAGGUGAAAUGAAGUUAGCUCUCCAGUACAUUCCAGAGCCAAACCCUGGUAAAAAGUUUCCUGCAACUGGAGAAGUGCACAUCUGGGUGAAGGAAUGCCUCGAUCUACCACUACUAAGGGGCAGCCAUCUAAAUUCUUUUGUCAAAUGCACCAUCCUUCCUGAUACGAGUAGGAAAAGUCGCCAAAAAACAAGAGCUGUAGGGAGAACCACCAACCCUGUCUUCAACCACACCAUGGUGUACGAUGGGUUCAGGCCUGAAGAUCUGAUGGAAGCCUGUAUAGAGCUUACUGUCUGGGACCAUUACAAAUUAACUAGCCAGUUUUUGGGAGGUCUUCGGAUUGGUUUUGGGACAGGCAAAAGCUAUGGUACUGAAGUGGAUUGGAUGGACUCUACUUCCGAAGAAGUUGCUCUUUGGGAGAAGAUGGUAAACUCCCCCAACACUUGGAUUGAAGCAACCCUGCCACUCAGAAUGCUGCAGAUUGCCAAGAUUUCCAAGUGAACCCAAAGUCCACUGACUCCUCUACUGGAAACAACUAAAUAGGUGGAUCUGAUAUGAAAAUCUGACUACAGACAGAGAUUCUUCCCUUCUCUCUCUUGCUACAAAUGAAUGCUACACAGCAUGGGAAAGUCAGCCUACAUGUGUUUCUCUGGCCAUAAGGCAUAAGAGAUUGAAAUAAUAACAAAAAGUGUAACUUAUUUGGAAUUGCAACAUUAGAAAGGUUUUUGGGGAAAAUAAGAAACUUUAACUGUUGCAGCUGCUUCAAGGAAAAAAGCUGCCAAAUGUGGGAUGCUGUAAACCAGUAAAUUAUUGUAGUUUGUGACCAUGCAUUUACACUACAAUCUAGUGCACAGUUAAUAGGCUGCCAAUUGAUCACUGAAAACCCUUGCAGGAACUGAAAAUGUAUAAGUUGUGGAAAACAGUGACAGAAAGAUAUUCCUACAAAAGAGGGGUGGGGAGAGGCGACUGUCAUUGACAGUAAAGAAUUUGACCAUAAGAAAACUAUUUACUCUCUAAUCUAUGUUAAAACAUGGAAUUCCAUAUUAAGGCAAUGAGACUAAAUUUACAGCAUGCAUUUCUGCCUUCAGAAACUGCGUUCUCCCUUUCCCAGUGUUAAACAGAAGUCUUAAAUGUGCUUUGGUGCCACCCAUUGGCCAUAGAUGGAAUCCAGCUUGUGGCUUAAUGUUCUCCUAAAAUAGAUGUGUCAGCCUGUAUUUUAUAAUAGAGUAUAUGUGUAUAUAUAUAUAUAUGAAAAAAACCACAAAAACCUUGCAUAUAUAAGGCUCUGUAUUUCUUAGAACUCUACAAAAGCAGCAUGAGAGUUGUCACAGACAUGCUUUGCAACAAAGUUUAAUUAAAAUGCUAAUUGUUAAAUUUAUACUAUACUUCCUAUGUUAUAAGUUUCAUAUUUUGUAAAAACCCUUAGUCAAAAUAAAUUACCAUGAUUUAACUAGG